CCCUUUUUUUAGCUGUUUUGCUUCAUAUAACAGUGACAGAACAAUGAAGGUUCAUGAUACAAGAUCCCAUUCUCACGCUCAUGGUGCUGGUGAAGAAGAAAAGAUAAUGACAAGGAAGCAAAAAGCAGAGAGCAAGACGCAUGAAAAUGAACAGUCGCCUAAGAAAGUUAAGUCUGAAGAUGAGAAUGGCCGGGCCAACGGAAAAUCCGAAGCGUCCGACCUCAUCAACGAAUUCGAAGAGUUCUGUAAGGCAACUAGAGAGAGUCUUUCCAUUGAUCAAAUGAAAGAGAUUCUACAAAUGAAUGACCAAGAUUCCACAGGCUCUGACUAUGAAAUUGCUUCUAAAUGUCAAGACUUGCUGUUCUAUGGUGCCCUAGAAACAUGCCCAGUUUGUAGAGGGAGACUGGUAUUUGAUGGGAAACGUUAUUUUUGUAAUGGAUUUCUAAGUGAAUGGUCUACUUGUACCUUCAAAACAAAGGAUCCACCGAGGAAAAAUGAAACCAACAAGUUACCUGAAUCAGUCUUGAAUUCUCCUGUCUCAGAUUUGAUAAAGAAGUGUCAGAAUCCUAGUCAACGUCCAAAGAGAAAUCUUGGACAGUCGGAUAAACCCUUCUCAAGAAUGACAAUUUCACUCUCCGGUCGUCUGUCGAGAACUCAUCAUUACUGGAGAAAAGAAAUUGAGAAGCAUGGAGGGACUGUUAACAAUUCUGUUAUUGGUGUCAGUUGCUUGGUUGUCUCGCCUGCUGAGAGAGAGCGUGGUGGAUCUUCCAAAGUUGCAGAAGCAGUUGAGAGAGGCAUACGGGUCAUACGGGAAGCUUGGCUGCUUGACAGCAUUGAGAAGCAAGAAGCUCAGCCCUUGGAAGCUUACGAUGUUGUAACAGAUCUUGCGGUUGAAGGCAAAGGGAUCCCUUGGGACAAACAAGAUCCAUCUGAAGAGGCACUUGAAUCCCUCACAGCAGAACUCAAGUUAUACGGAAAGAGGGGCGUUCACAAGGAUACCAAACUACAAGAACAAGGCGGAAAGAUAUUUGAGAAGGAUGGGAUCUUGUAUAAUUGUGCCUUUUCACUUUGUGAUCAGGGCCGAGGACUCAACGAGUAUUGUAUUACUCAACUGAUCAAAGUACCUGAUAAGAACUUGCAUCUGUUCUAUAAGAAAGGAAAAGUUGGUGACGAUCCCAAUGCUGAGGAAAGGUUAGAGGAAUGGGAAAAUGAAGAAAAUGCUGUGAAGGAAUUUGUGAGGCUGUUUGAGGAAAUAACUGGAAAUGAAUUCGAGCUGUGGGAAAGGGAGAAGAAGUUUGAGAAGAAACGCUUGUCUUUCUAUCCAAUUGAUAUGGAUGAUGGUGUAGACGUGAGACACGGAGGACUUGGUCUUAGGCAGCUAGGAAUUGCAACUGUUCACAGUAAGCUUGAGCCGGAGAUUGCUAACUUUAUGAAAGUUUUGUGCAGCCAAGAGAUUUACAAGUACGCUCUCAUGGAAAUGGCACACGACCCUCCUGAAUUCCCAAUGGGGAUGCUUUCUAAAUUUCACUUGGAGAGAUGUGAAGAGGUCCUUCUAGAAUUCAUUGGGAAAGUGAAAUCGAUGAAAGAGACAGGAUUCAAGGCUGAAGCUGUUUGGACAGACUAUAGUAAUAGAUGGUUCACUCUAAUGCACUCUACCAGACCUUUGAUCUUCAAGGACUAUCAAGAAAUUGCAGAGCAUGCUGCGGCUGUGCUGGAGGGUGUUAGAGAUGUAACAGUGGCUUCACAUCUCAUUGGAGACAUGAGUGGAUCUACCAUCGAUGAUCCACUCUCGGAUCGAUAUGGGAAACUGGGUGGUACUGUUUCACUUUUAGAGAAGGAUUCUGAUGACUAUAGAAUGAUUGUGAACUAUCUUGAGAAAACCUACGAGCCAGUGAAAGUUGGAGACAUUGAAUAUGGAGUUACUGUUGACAACAUUUUUUCAGUGGAAUCUGCAGCACUUCCGAGCUACGAAGAGAUAAAGAAACAGCCAAAUAAAGUCCUCCUGUGGUGUGGCACCCGAAGUUCGAAUCUCUUGAGGCACUUGCACAAAGGUUUCUUGCCAGCAAUAUGCUCUCUUCCAGUUCCCGGUUACAUGUUUGGCCGAGCAAUAGUGUGCUCUGAUGCUGCAGCAGAGGCAGCUCGGUAUGGCUUCACAGCCGUAGACAGGCCAGAAGGGUUUCUGGUCCUAGCCAUUGUUUCUCUUGGGGAAGAGAUCACAGAGAUAACAAGCUUACCUGAGGACACAAAAUCAUUGGAGGAGAAGAAGAUGGGAGUGAAAGCAUUGGGUAGAAAGAAGACAGAUGAAUCAGAACACUUUGUUUGGAAGGAUGAAAUUAGAGUUCCCUGUGGCCCUCUGAUCGCUUCAGAGCACAAAGAUAGCCCUCUCGAAUACAAUGAGUAUGCCGUCUACAACCCAAAGCAGACGAAUAUAAGGUUCUUGGUGGGGGUGAAGUACGAGGAGAAAGAUGCGGUGAUGGACACACAAGAAUGAAAGGAAACUGAAGCAGAUGUUUUUAAAGCAUGCCUGCAUAUUUCUCUACUCCUUUUGCACUUCUUUUGUGUAGAGUGUGUUGGCUUUUUUGCCACUGGAUAUAAGUCGAAGCUUGUAAGGUAUCUGUUUGAUUCACCUCAUAAUGUAGAUAUGAUCAAAUCUCUAGACCGAUGUUUUUUCC
This is a messenger RNA of Cucumis melo (muskmelon), 2672 nucleotides long. RefSeq names its product protein ADP-ribosyltransferase PARP3. Lineage: Eukaryota; Viridiplantae; Streptophyta; Magnoliopsida; Cucurbitales; Cucurbitaceae. The transcript has 18 exons. Gene Ontology annotation, molecular function: NAD+ poly-ADP-ribosyltransferase activity; zinc ion binding. The record is from RefSeq and is a predicted model, not a curated record. Bases 44 to 2491 code for a protein of 815 amino acids.